AUGGCGGAAGCUGCUCAGAACGUUCCAACCUUCAAGCUCGUCCUGGUCGGCGAUGGCGGUACUGGAAAGACCACCUUUGUCAAGCGCCACCUGACGGGGGAGUUCGAAAAGAAAUAUAUCGCCACCCUUGGUGUCGAAGUCCAUCCUCUAGGAUUCUCAACCAACCUUGGGCCAAUCCAAUUCGAUGUGUGGGACACCGCAGGUCAAGAGAAGUUUGGCGGUCUUCGUGAUGGUUACUACAUCAACGGCCAGUGCGGUAUCAUCAUGUUUGAUGUCACUUCAAGAAUCACAUACAAGAACGUUCCCAACUGGCACCGUGAUCUUGUGCGCGUCUGCGAAAAUAUCCCCAUUGUCCUCUGCGGAAACAAAGUCGACGUGAAGGAGCGCAAAGUCAAGGCCAAAACCAUCACAUUCCACCGCAAGAAGAACCUUCAAUAUUACGAUAUUUCCGCCAAAUCCAACUACAACUUCGAGAAACCCUUCCUCUGGCUGGCCCGGAAAUUGGUCGGCAACUCUCAACUCGAGUUCGUGGCUGCCCCGGCUCUUGCUCCACCCGAGGUUCAGAUCGACCAGGCACAACUCGACCAAUAUCACAAGGAGAUGACAGAGGCUGCGGCAAUGCCUCUGCCAGACGAGGAAGACCCUGAUUUGUAA
Molecule: messenger RNA, 654 nt
Organism: Cladophialophora bantiana CBS 173.52
Lineage: Eukaryota; Fungi; Ascomycota; Eurotiomycetes; Chaetothyriales; Herpotrichiellaceae
Product: GTP-binding nuclear protein GSP1/Ran
Exons: 4
Coding region: 1-654 (217 amino acids)
Biological process (GO): ribosomal subunit export from nucleus; protein import into nucleus
Cellular component (GO): cytoplasm; nucleus
Molecular function (GO): GTP binding; GTPase activity
Source: RefSeq, a predicted model, not a curated record